This is a messenger RNA of Linderina pennispora, 531 nucleotides long. RefSeq lists its product as uncharacterized. Gene Ontology annotation, cellular component: Smc5-Smc6 complex; nucleus. The record is from RefSeq and is a predicted model, not a curated record. Gene Ontology annotation, biological process: protein sumoylation; double-strand break repair via homologous recombination. The transcript has a single exon. NCBI's taxonomy places the organism in Eukaryota, Fungi, Kickxellomycota, Kickxellomycetes, Kickxellales, Kickxellaceae. The coding region runs from base 1 to 531 and encodes 176 amino acids. Gene Ontology annotation, molecular function: zinc ion binding; SUMO ligase activity.
AUGGAUAUCGAGACCGAGCUACUCUCGCAGGCGAUGCGACACGCUGAUGCUGACGAUGUGGCACAGAGCUACGAACGGUCGUGGAAGCGGAGUGUGACCAAGUACGAGAAGCAGAGUGAUGCACAAAAGUUCGGUCGCAAUGGACAGUACAGGGAGUUCCGCGAGCAGGUGUGGGAGGUCAACCAUGAGGGCGAGCCAAUGCCAAGUCUGUUUGAGGGUGGCGAGGAUAGCAGUGACGACGACGACCUGGUGGUUUCGGGGGCGCGUCUCACGUACAAAUGCCCGAUCUCGAUGGCGUGGCUGAAUAACCCAGUCACCAGCAGGACGUGCAAGCACAGCUAUUCGAAGGACUCGAUCAUGAGCAUGCUGAGGGCCAGGCAUGGCUCGUGCCCGUGUCCGGUGGCCGGGUGCUCUCACACAGUGAACGUGCGUGAUUUGCAACCAGACAGGCUGCUGGAGCGCAAGGUUGCUAGGCACCUGCGGCAGCUUGAAAUCGAGCAGUCACAGACCGAAUACACGCUGAUCCGGUGA